GGUUCUCACUGUAUAAUCUCUUCAAAAACCUUUCCAGGGAGGAGACAAUGAGGCUAGCCCUGCUCCUGGCUCUCUUCGGCUCCCUGGAAGCCGCCAUCCACUGCGACAAAGAAUACAACCAAAUCGAAUCAUUCUACGAACGCGGCUACGACAUCACCUGCCAGGGCCUCGCCGGCAACUUCACGCGCCUCCUGCAGGAGCUGGACGUCACCAACGAGAUCAGCCUGCGCAUGGAGAACUGCACCCUGCCUUCGGCCACCUCCCAGCUCUUCCGCAACGUCCGCCGCAUCAAGCACCUGCACUUGGAGAACUCCACCUUCGGCUACUCCGAGGAGGAGCCGGUGUUCCGGCUGCUGGACCGGCUGGAGGACCUGCGCGUGGUCAACACCAAGUUCAAGGUGACCAAGAGCGCCUUGGCGAACCUGCGCAGCCUGAAGGUGCUGACGUUGGUGAACAACGAUCUGGACUCCGUCGAGGAGGGCUCGUUCGCGGAUUUGGCGAAGCUGGUGGAGUUGCACGUGGCGGAGAAUCGCUUGGUUGACUUGAACAACGUGCCUUUGUGCGAACUGAAGGCUCUGACGAGCCUGAACGUGUCCAGGAAUAACAUCGGGGAUUUGAACAAGGUGCUGUUGUGCGAUAGAAACUCUAAUGCUAGUGGUUACCAAUCGUCCAUCGAGUUGUACCAAAUCGAUUUGAGUUACAAUAAAAUCCAGGAUUUGAGCACUUCUUUCGCGUUUUUGAAGUUUCUAAGGAACGUGAACGUUCGAGGAAAUAGGUUGAAAAGUUUGAAUAACUCUUAUUUUACUUACUUAGAUUAUCUGGAGAGUUUACGGGCGGAUAAUAACAGUAUAAAAAUCGUCGAGAAUGAUGUGUUUAAGGGUAAACAAUUUUUGGAACGACUCGAUUUGUCGAAGAAUCAAAUCGAAUAUAUCAAUUUGAAGGAUCUCAAGAGCGUUAAAUACUUAAAUUUAGCUCAUAAUAAAAUAAACAUCGCUACCGUGUUGACGAUAAACAUCAAUAACACAGUGGAAGAAUUGUUUUUGGACAGGAACAAUAUCAAAGAAAUAGAACCAAACGCUUUCAUAAAAUACCACAAACUAAAACACCUGCAUUUAUUCCGCAACAAAAUAAAAUUAAAAUCUCUCAGCUUUAACGGUUUGAUUAACUUGAAGAAACUUUACAUAAACAGCAACUGCAUCAAGUAUUUGCCGAAAGGAGUGUUCAAAGACCUGUACAAUCUAACUCUAUUAGAUUUAUCGCAAAACAAUUUAACCGUGUUAGAAUUUAACGAUACUUUCGCCAGUUUAAGGCACUUAGAAGUGCUGAAUUUAUCGAAAAACUCGUUAGAAAAUUUAAGGUACGAUUUAUUGGAGCCUCUGAAAGAUCUCGUCGUUUUGGAUAUCAGCCACAAUAAAUUGCACUACAUCGAAUACGACGUUAUUUUAACCAAUUUACCGCUGCUCAGCAGCCUAGACAUUAAGUACAACAUUCUAUCGUGCGAAUUGCUAUCGAAGAUCAUUAAAUAUCUUCAAACCAAAGGCGUCAGCUACACGAUACAGGACAAAAUCGAUUUAGAUAAAAUUAACGUGGGCGGUAUCUACUGCACCAACGAAAAAAUCGGGAAUAACAGCGUUAUUGUAACACAUGUUCCUAACAGAAGCGUCAUUUUCGAUGUCACUUUAAGUUUAAUUAUCGUGCUUAUUUUAGUCGUGUUGAGCAUCGUUGCUUUUAGGGUACACAUUUAUUUGAAAAGGCGAAAAUACAGAGCGGAUGAAUUCGAGUUGAUUGACGAAUGAAUUGUAUUUUAGUAGAAAAUUGUAUGUAGAAGUGAUCCAAAAACUGUUUUUAAAGUACUUUAAUUAGUGCUACCAAAUCUUCGAUCGUCAACUUUGAUUUUAUUGAUCGAUUUAUGAAUCAGCGUUUUUUAUUAGUUGAAUUGUUAGAGAUUUUUAGCCAUCGUGAAUAUAAAAGUUAUUGUCUAUUGAAAAAACAAUGGUUUUAUCGCGGGUUGCAUGUAAAAAAACAAUAAUUAUCGAUCAUAUCGUAGGUAAGUAUUAUUUACACGCUUUUAAACACUUCAUAGGCGUUUCAAAUAAGCGAAAUAAAAACGCCUAAACUUCCAUUUGAAGUAAGUUUUAUAAACGAAAAUCCUUAUUAGUUUUCUUCCCAAAUCAUAGCAUAUGUCCAAGAAAUAUUAAGAUAAUUUAAGCGCAUUAUUAGUA
Messenger RNA from Phyllotreta striolata, 2222 nucleotides. The record is from the annotation of a GenBank genome assembly. Lineage: Eukaryota; Metazoa; Arthropoda; Insecta; Coleoptera; Chrysomelidae.